Messenger RNA from Tricharina praecox, 423 nucleotides. RefSeq lists its product as uncharacterized. Lineage: Eukaryota; Fungi; Ascomycota; Pezizomycetes; Pezizales; Pyronemataceae. Gene Ontology annotation, biological process: mitochondrial electron transport, cytochrome c to oxygen. Bases 115 to 315 code for a protein of 66 amino acids. The transcript has 4 exons. The record is from RefSeq and is a predicted model, not a curated record.
GCCCCAUUUCCCCCCCCCCACUAGAGCAAUCCUCGGAACAACUGCAUUCACCUCCACUACCAACUACACGCUCGACGAAACUCUCUCCACUCUUACCGAUCGAACGAAAUCGCAAUGGCUGGCUUUAUCUACAAGGAGAACAAGGUCCCUCAGUACCAGAGGCUCUACCAGAGGGAUGACGGCGUGAGACUUUGGAACAAGCACCCUCGGUCUAGGGUCCUUCUCCUUCCUUACUUCGCCAUCCUCGGUGUUGGUGUCGCUGGCUCCAUCUACGGCAUGGUCAGAAUGGCUGCCGGCAAGAAGACCUUCUACUAGAUCCGCCAUGCAUGCGGCAGGUAAAUAGUUUCUGUAGGGGCUGGGUGGGGGGCGUGCGGGCGGAAUGUGUAUAGAAUGAAUUCGAAUACCAGUCGAAUGUUGAAACCG